Messenger RNA from Mollisia scopiformis, 1366 nucleotides. RefSeq names its product voltage-gated shaker-like K+ channel, subunit. NCBI's taxonomy places the organism in Eukaryota, Fungi, Ascomycota, Leotiomycetes, Helotiales, Mollisiaceae. Bases 1 to 1218 code for a protein of 405 amino acids. The record is from RefSeq and is a predicted model, not a curated record. The transcript has 3 exons.
AUGGCUGCUCGAUCUCUGCUCCACAGACACCGUCAACUUGCCCCUACAGCAGCAGUUUAUGUCAGCCCGCUUUGCCUCGGAGGAAUGGGCUUUGGUGAAGCUUGGGCAUCACGCAUGGGAGCCUGUCCCAAGCCCCAAGUCUUUGCCAUUCUUGACCACUUCUACGAGAAAGGUGGGAACUUCAUCGAUACUGCCAAUGCAUAUCAGAAUGAAGAGUCCGAGCAGUGGAUUGGAGAAUGGAUGUCCCUUCGAGGAAACAGAGAUGAGAUGGUCAUUGCAACCAAAUACACUGGAGCCUACCAGAACUACAAAGGAGCGAAUAUCCUCAAAACAAACUACGGCGGCAACGGCUCCAAAUCCCUCAAACUCUCCCUCGAAGCCUCUCUCAAGAAGCUCCAAACCAGCUACAUCGACCUCUUCUACGUCCACUGGUUCGACUUCAGCACCAGCAUCCCCGAACUAAUGCUCGCGCUCAACGACCUCAUCACCUCAGGCAAAGUCCUAUACCUCGGUGUCUCCGACAGUCCCGCUUGGGUAGCCGCCAAAGCCAACCAAUACGCGCGGGACCACGGCUUGCGCCAGUUCAGCGUGUAUCAGGGACUGUGGAACGCUGCUACGAGAGAUUUUGAGCGGGAGAUUGUGCCGAUGUGUAGGGAUGAGGGGAUGGGGAUACUGGCUUAUGGGACGCUUGGGAAAGGGAUGUUUCAGAGUGAGGAGGCGUUUAAGGAGCGCGAGAAGGAGAACCCGGGGAGGAAGAUGCUGCCUCCUAGUGAGGUUGAGAAGAAAGCCUCGAAGGUGCUGGAGGUUGUUGCAGAGAGGAAGCAGUCAACUAUCCAGGCUGUGGCCAUGCAGUAUAUCAUGCACAAGGCACCGUAUGUGUUCCCGCUGAUUGGUGGGAGGAAGGUCGAGCAUCUUCAGGGAAAUAUCGAGGCGUUGGGGUUGGCUCUCGAUGAUAAGGACAUGGAGGAGAUUGAUGUGGCGUACGGGUUCGAGCAUGGAUUUCCGCAUGAGUUCUUAAGUGGUGAUCACUUUUCUCAUGGUGCUCCUUCAAAGAUGGCUGCUGGCCCGCAGGAUGUCUGGUUGACGAAGAUGUUGGGUGCGAUUGACUUUGUUGAGCCGCUCAAGGCCAUCACGCCGAGUGCCGAGAAGGUGGAAACGGAUAAAAAAGCGCAGGAGGCAGUACAAGAAGGGUUGAAGUUCACGAAGGAGAAGAAGUAGAUAGCCUCAACUUCUGACAGUUAGCUCAUACUGGUCCAGACCAGUAUAAACAGAAUAUCCUCUCGCAAUUAUUGGAUCCAGCGAUUCAUCUCAUUACUGUCAUCGAAAUAGGCCCAGACCAGACGAAAAUUCAGCUACAAGCUGAUUG